Xenopus laevis (African clawed frog) is the source of this 3906-nucleotide messenger RNA. RefSeq names its product somatostatin receptor 5 S homeolog (gene sstr5.S). Lineage: Eukaryota; Metazoa; Chordata; Amphibia; Anura; Pipidae. The record is from RefSeq and is a predicted model, not a curated record. Gene Ontology annotation, molecular function: G protein-coupled receptor activity; neuropeptide binding; peptide binding. Bases 617 to 1726 code for a protein of 369 amino acids. Gene Ontology annotation, biological process: somatostatin signaling pathway; regulation of insulin secretion; signal transduction. The transcript has 2 exons. Gene Ontology annotation, cellular component: membrane; neuron projection; plasma membrane.
GCAGCAGCCUGCAUUAACCCCUGCCAAGCUGAUCAGGAGGGAGGGAGCAGGGUGUGUGUGUUUCUCCUGGUUCAGGAGGGAAUGACACUCUGAGCAUCAGCUUCAUAUACAUUAGUAACCACAUGUCAGCUCCUCACACACUCACCUAGUGCUGCACCACAAACACACAGACAGACGCACAGACAGGAGCAACAGAAUAAGCACAGACAGCUGCAACAGAAUAAACUGUCUGUAGUGAAGGAGAAGGAUCAGUUUUAGCGCAGUACCUGCAAGUCCAGCCAAGAGGAGCCAGUUGCGCUUUCCAUUGCGCUUCUCAGUGACUGAUUUUUACUCUCUUGCCCUCCAGUUCUAAAUCGUGUCACCACCAUGGGAUUAGUCUACUCGACAUCCACAGACACUGGUGAGGCGUCGCUCUGCGUCUUGGCGCACGGGAAUUGGUGACAACUUGUAGCGGAGACCCCGGGCUCGGAGCUGGAUUGCUGGUUUCUAUAUCAGGCUGGGAGUGGGACACAGAUGGGGAGGAGAGAGGAGCAGCCAGAGCAAUGACAGAUGGUGGCAUGUCACAGCCCACAGCUCCUUUUUUGGUUCUAAAGAUCUGAUUCAUUGGGCCGAGAGAAUGGAUCCAGUUCCUCUGCUAAUGGCUUCUUAUCUAGAGCCUGAAUUGAAGGACAUUAAUUUCAGCUCUUUCAAAAAUGCUUUUGACAACAAGACAGAAAUUGAUCCUUCGAUCUCUGGAAUGAGCACCUUUAUCAUCCCUUUAAUCUACCUUUUGGUGUGCGUCAUUGGACUUAGUGGUAACACGUUGGUCAUUUACGUUGUCCUGCGUUACGCCAAGAUGAAGACAGUCACUAACAUUUAUAUCUUGAACCUGGCUGUGGCCGAUGUCUUGUUCAUGUUGGGUUUGCCAUUUCUCGCCACCCAAAAUGCCAUUUCUUAUUGGCCAUUUGGGACUUUUCUGUGCAGACUAGUGAUGACAGUGGAUGGCGUUAACCAGUUUACAAGUAUCUUCUGCCUCACCGUGAUGAGCAUUGACCGGUAUCUGGCUGUGGUUCACCCUAUCAAGUCCACCAAGUGGAGAAGACCUAGAGUAGCGAAACUUAUUAGCGCCACAGUGUGGACUUUCUCCUUCCUAGUGACUUUGCCGGUUAUCAUCUUCUCUGAGGUCCAACCAGAUUACCACACUUGCAACAUCAGCUGGCCAGAUCCAGUAAGUAUCUGGUCUGCAGCCUUCAUCAUCUAUACUUCAGUAUUGGGCUUCUUCGGACCUUUAUCAGUGAUUUGCCUCUGCUACCUUCUCAUUGUCAUUAAAGUAAAGUCCUCAGGUCUUCGUGUUGGUUCCACCCGACGUAGAAGGUCAGAACGCAAGGUGACUAGAAUGGUGGUCAUCAUCGUGGCCGUGUUUGUCUUCUGCUGGCUCCCAUUCUACCUUCUUAAUAUAGUGAACCUGUCUUUCUUUGUGCCAGAGGAACCUGCCUUUGCAGGAGUCUAUUUCUUUGUGGUGGUCCUUUCUUAUGCCAACAGCUGUGCCAACCCUAUCCUUUACGGCUUCCUCUCAGACAAUUUUAAGCAGAGUUUUCAGAAAGUUUUGUGCCUACGCAAAAGCAACGGCAUCAAAGACGCUGACCUGACAGAGAACAGGCAAGAGAAAAGCAGUCGCCUGCAAGAGACCAUGCUGCCGUCACGGAAUUCAGAGUUUAAUGGCCACAUGCAAACUAGCAAGGUCUGAAUUAUUACCCCCUUUGCCUUUUCAAAAACAUGUAAAAAAAGCAAAGAGCACUUGAGGCUUGAAGGGAAAACAAUACCGCUUUUAUGAAAUGGAAAUUGAGACUGAAGCACUGAGAGGAAUCAGGAUGGAAUAUAUUUAAAGAUGAAAGAGUGUAUAUAUUUAAUAUGACCUGGAGAUUAUUCACAGUAUUUCAGUAACUUUCACUUUUGUAGUAAUUUUCUCUGCUACUAUUGAUGUUUUUUGCCUUUCUAUCUUGCCGUCUAUGCAUUAUCACAACUGUCCAAAGAACAAUUUGUGGAGGCUCUGCUGAACCGCACGCAUUCUAUUGCUUUCUUUUUGCCUAAUAAUGUGCAAUUUCUGUCCAAAAUCGGAGCAACACUUUCCAGUUCAUGGUCAGGCUAAUGUCUCCGCUUUCGCAAAAGAUUACAGAUUUUUACACUUGAAAAACAUUUUGCACUUUCACGAGGUGCCGCAUGUCAUGACGCCCAGAUUCUCACUGGCCUUUGUUUAUGUUAAAUACCAGAGGAAUGAAACUGUGCGGUAGUGUGUCUGACAACAAAUCCAUAAAGGACGGGUUAUCAUUCAAAAUCAUUAAGGACAUUGAGGCGUCUCUGACGCAAGGAAGGGGCUUCAAAGAAGAAAUGUUGGAAGACUUUAAAUGAGGAAUGGCUAAGGCCUGCAUGUGAACUGGUAUCCUUGCUUAGCAUGCUCGAAGGGUCUUAGAAUGAUCUAAGGAAUACAAUGAAAUGUAAAGAGUCAUCAGGGUGUAUAGGGGCUACAUUAAGGAGGCCUGAUGUCCUCUUCUAGUAGGGCUCUUGAGGGCCUGCAUGUGAAUUAUCAUCCUUGCUUAGUAUGGAUGAAAGGUCUUAGAAGGAUCCGCAGAAUACAAUGAAAAGUAAAUCAGUCAUCAGUGUGUAUGGGGGGGCUACAUCAAUAUAGGGCCCUGGUAAACAGUAUUUUGCCCUAUGUCCACCCAUGGCAGGACUCAAGAAGGGUUCUAAAGGGGGAACGGUAAAGUAGACAUGUCUGUUUGGUAAUUGUAAUCCAGUACAACAACCUCUUAACGGUUGCAGAGUGGAACAUCCUUAGCCCAUAACGUUCCUAUUCUGUAGCGACCAAUCAGCUUUAAAAGUCGGUUUUAGUCAGUUUGAUUAAAUCAAUUUACUGUUUCGUGUUACAUGUGUUAUAUGUUACGCAUUACCUCCACCCCACCACCACCACUCUCAUCUAGAAGGGGAAAAUGUGCCUAGAGUCAAUUAGUAUGAAAAUCUAUUAAUUCAAUGGCAGGAAAAUGUGUUUUUAUUCACACCUUCAAUCUGAAAAGAAAAUUAAUUAUUUUGCAUCCCCCCCCCCUCAAGGCCCCAUGAAGAGUUGCUUACAUUAAUAGUGACAAGACUCAUUCCCAUAGCAGAAUAUUUGACCUUCAGUUGAUUAAGCCAUUGGCUGAAGAUAUUUUUUAAAAAUGUCCCAGUUCCACAUGCAAGUACAGUAUUACACCAGGGUGGCAGGCAUGUUGGAUCCCCAGCUUUAUAGCUCAGUAGCUAAUGUUGGUCUUUUUACCUGCUAACAGGUUGGUUGGAAAACCCCAUGUUGGAAAAUUCUGCCAUAACCCCCAAUAGUGCAAUAAAGACAGAUGAAUGUAUGUGUUAACAUUAUUUUUUUCACCCUCUUGUCUAAGCGUAUAGAGAAUAGAGUAUUGCAUAACAGAACUCCUGUUGAAGGGCUUCCCUAGCUUAUAGGGGUUUUUUUGCUUGCAGAUUUUGUGUAUAAGACAUGGGUCUGUGGCUGACCAAUUAAUAAAGUUCUUCCUGCAUGAGGAACAGGAAGGGUAAGGCAAAUAGGCGCCCCUUAAAGGGGAUGUAGAAACAGCCGUAACGCCGUCCCACAUCACUCCCUAGUUUUCUAUAGAAGUUGCUGAAAACCAUAAAUAUAGAUGAAAGAAAAUUCAAAUAAUAAGAAUCCUGCUGAUUAAAAACUUCAUUAUAAAUGCAAAAGAAGUGACCAAUGAGAAUUGCUGAUUCCCAGCACCAUGUUAGACAUCUUGUUGUCAUGUUACAUAUACAGAUAAUUAUGUCGUUUUUUCCUUCAUUAUAUUACACUGAACUCAAUCACAGAGAUAAAGGACAGACUUGGGCUUUAAUGAGGUGGUUCACCUUUAAGUAAACUUUUAGUUUGUUUUA